This is a messenger RNA of Scomber scombrus (Atlantic mackerel), 5427 nucleotides long. It is a transcript of the gene map7d3, whose product is annotated as MAP7 domain containing 3. The transcript is spliced from 20 exons. The coding region runs from base 24 to 2522 and encodes 832 amino acids. NCBI's taxonomy places the organism in Eukaryota, Metazoa, Chordata, Actinopteri, Scombriformes, Scombridae. Gene Ontology annotation, cellular component: microtubule cytoskeleton. The record is from RefSeq and is a predicted model, not a curated record. Gene Ontology annotation, biological process: microtubule cytoskeleton organization.
CAGAGAAGGAAAACUUCAUAGAAAUGGCGGAGGGUGCAACGAGUCUCAAAGGCUUGCGAGCCCAAAUGGCUGCAGCUGCACAGGCACAAGCAGAGGAGCGGCGCAGCCUGUCAGGAAACAGUCCAGGACCUACAACCAAUGCACCAGCUAAACCUCAGGCGUGUAAGCCAGUCAUUGACGGUGCCUCACUUAGAAUAGACGACCGACUGCGAGUAGCAAAAGAGAGGCGAGAGGAGGCAGAGAGACAACAGGCAUUACGUGAGUCACAGAUCAUGGAGCGGGAGCGCAAGUCCAAACUGCAAGUGGAGCGUCAGAUGGAGGAACGUCAGAAAAAGGUUGAGGAACAGCGAAGGAAGGAGGAACAGAAGCGAGUGGCUGUAGAGGAGAAGAGGAAGCAGAAACAGGAAGAGGAAAAGGAGCACUACGAGGCAGUGAUGCGGCGAACACUGGAGCGUAGCCAGCGAGUGGAGCAGAGACAAAAGAGAUGGUCGUGGGGAGGACUGUCCACAGACUCAGAUGGACGAACAGGAGACUCUGAUGCCAGCGCCUCAUCUCCAGUAGCUAUAGUUAUCUCCCCUGCCUCACCAGAAAAGCCACCAAGGAGUCGACAAGUGGACAAGCGUUCCACAUCCACCAUGAACCUGAAACAGCCGUCCGAGGCUGGCAUCAAUAAACGCCUAUCCUCUUCCUCUGCCACCCUCAUCAAAUCUCCUGACAAAAGUGUUAAGCCAAGGAGUUCGUCUUGUAACCGGUUGCCUAGCAAUGGCAAUGCUGCUCAGGCCACUAAGGAAGACGGCAAAAAACUUCAGGUGGAACAGACAGGCCGUUCCAUGAAGAAGAGAAGUUCCUCCCUCACACGAGUAAGUGUGGGCAGAGCACAGACGCCUGCCAAGCCUGAUAAGGGGACAACGGAUGAUCAAGCUCGCAGGCCACCGGGCGGCAUUGUGGACGGAGGGGUCCUUAGUCGCCUGCUCACUCCCACCCAGGCCUCACUAGCUAGGAGCAAGAGCGCCGCCGCCCUUUCCAGUGAAGGAACAGAUGCUCCAGCCUCUGCCAGCCCCCUGCACCCGCCACGCGGACCCGUGCGCAGCCGCAGCAUCGACAGACAGAAGAGCGGCAUGACCACAUCUGUCUCAGCCAAUGGAGCCCUGGACUCUUCACUGAAGGACAAGCCGUCGACACCGCCUGGUGGGCAACGUCCCUCCUCCCCAUCCACCAGCCUGGGACGCCAUCGCUCACCAUCCCCAGCCCCCAAUCCAUCUCCAAAGAGGACUCCCUCCCCAGGAGCAGCAAAGCAAAGUUCCAAGACACGCCCACCCUCACCUGGUGCAAUGAAACAACGUCCCCCAUCACCCCAGCCAAUGUCUUCCAAACCGCCACCCAUCCAGAAACCAGCUCUCACCCCAACAGGGCCACCCAUGUUGCGAAAGAGAGACUCCAAGACUAAGGAUGGGUUGUCUCUCCAGGGUGUAGGUUCGCAGUCCUCUGAUUCUAGCAAGACCAAAGACAAAGAUGACUCGAAGGGUGCGACAGGCACCAGUUCGGCUGCUGAGGCGGCCAAGAUCCUGGCUGAGAACCGCAGGCUGAUGCGGGAGCAGAAGGAGAAAGAAGAGCAACUCAGGAAAGAGAAGGAGGAAGAAGAGAAACUGAGAAAAGAAGAGGAGCAGCGUUUAGCGGAGGAGGCUCGACUGAUACGCCUGGAGGAAGAGAAAAAGCUUGCAGAGGAGAGGAAAAUUAAAGAAGAAGAAGAUGCUGUUAAAGCAGAGGAAGACCGAGUAAGGCUGGCAGAAGAGGAGGCACUGAAGCAGGCUGAACUCCAGAAGGAACGAGAGGAGGCGGAGGCCAAGGCUGCAGAGGAGGCAGAAAGAGUCCGUCAGGAGCGAGACCGCAUCAUGCAGCAGAACCAGCAAGAACGUAUGGAGAGGAAGAAGAGAAUUGAAGAAAUAAUGAAGAGAACUAGAAAAGGGGAACAGGGUGACAAGAGAGAGGACGAUAAAUGCAUGCAGGAGAAUGAAGAUGAGGAAGUGGACGAGAUAAACUGUGAAAGCAAGGCCGAGAUGCUUGAGAUGGCCGACUACGCCACAGAGGCUGACAGAGAUGAUUGUGGUUUGUCCUCCGGCGAGCCAGUGCCACAACGAGAAGAGCCCCUCGGCAGCGUGAAUGGAAAAGCAGAGACGGACGACAAGGAGAAUAAAAAUGGCAUGAGCACAGAUGAGACUCAGGCUGUUAGCCCACUACCUAAGGGCCGUCUUGUGGAGGGUUCAGAGUUCACGAACGAGCAGGACUCUGCCAUGGUAGUCUCAAGCCUCAAUGGUAAGUCCAACCAGUGGAGCUUCGAGGAACUCAUUGACCUCAAUGUACACUCAAAGACCCGGCCCCUUAUCGAGGCAGAGGACUGCAACCAGGUAUUGAUUAACUGUGAUGGCUCAGAUGGGACCAGGGUAGCCUUUGAAGACAAGGGAACCCCAGUCAACACCCUGCAUUCCUCAAAUCAACCUAUAGAAACCCUGUCAGAGAUUUGAUGCUGCAGCCGUCGCUGAGAAGUCUCUCUUCUUGUUGCACUCCUAAAGUUCCUGUCCAGCUAAGGUCCUUAAAAAGUUCUCUACCAGUUCCAAACAGCUUCCUCGUCUUUCUCCUCCACCUAUUCCUGAGGGAGGAGCACAAGGUGAAGCGGAAAGACCACCCUAAGUGCUAAAUUUGCACCCUAUAUGAUGAGGAAAAGAUUUUAUGAUUAGUCUAUAUAAGAAAAGAUGUUACGCUUCAGGGAAAUUCCAUAUAUUCCUUCAAUGUGCUUGCUUCAGGUCUCUUUCCUCUUCCUCUUGUGUCUAGUUCUUUAGUUGUUGUUUUUUUUUCUAUGUCAUGUCCAAUUUCAGUGAUGUUUUUUAAGAGUUUUGUGUUUGUCAGGGGUGCAUUGUUGUAAUUUAUUAAUUUUGGCUUCUUUGUUAUUGUAAUUAUUGUUAUCAUAUGUUUAGGUUUUUUUCCUCUUAUAACAAAAUAUUCCAGGACAUAUGCACAACAAGCUGUGACCUGAAUAUGAGGUUAAUAUCUGGAGUUUAUGGAAGGGGUGGGGGGGGGUAACAUCCCAGAUUUAGCAUGUGAUUCAUCUAAAUUAACUUGACUGGCUGCUUUUUGCAGCAUCCAGCAAUAUGGCCUUAACUUCCAAUUUAUAAGUGUGAAUGUACUAAAUUGCUCACACAUGCACAGUUUAGCAGUCUCCUGUCAUGUGCUUACAGUUGGGGAAUCUGUAUUCAUGCUUCACUUCACAUAACUGUCCUUUCAAGCCCAUUUUGCUCAUGCGCAUCACAUUGUGUUUCCUUCCUUGGCCACUAGAGGGCUUUACAAGCACAACUCUUCCUGUUCUAUCUAAAACUGAAAAGUGCUGGGAUUCAUGACAACACUGUAAUGAAUUCAUAUGUUCAGUGAAGUUUAAGCAGUUUGUUAAUUUUAGGACUCAUGGUUCAUUAAGGUUUUGUCAUUUUUUACAUAUGUAAAUAGAUUCUACUACUAACAACAUUGUUGUAAUUUACACCAGAUUCUAGGUUGCAUCCAGUUAAAGAUGAGAUCUGUUCCACACAACUGAUUAACCAUACCUGUAACAUACUAAUAUAAUUAAUUCAUAGCUGCUUCUGAGCUUCUUAUGUUACUGAACUAAAAUGUUGAGCAGUUCUGUCAUGAUGCCCAGAAAUUCACCCUUGUUAAAAUUAGAAAUCAGGUUUUGAAGAAUCUGGUUUUAAGUCAAGCUUUUACUGACACAUGGAUCCAUCUUUCUGUCUGUGUCGCUCUUUUAUUAAUUACCCACUACCCUUUUCUAAAAUUCCCAACAUACUAGCUGCUACAUCUGAAAAAAUGCAUUUCAACUAUUUUUUAUAAUAUAAAAUCUGGCUGUUUGUUUAUAUAUGAAAAUACAUUUCUACAUAUAUUUAAGUGUUAUUGUAUUGUGUAUAUAAUCAGUAUUAGGCAAACAAAGCCAUGUUUAGGAUGGGAUGACGUCAAGAUGUGGAUAAUUGAAGUCUCUGUGUUUGUGACUGUGCUAUAAGUUAGCUUUCUGUUCGACUCGUGCCCUGCGACAGGGUAGUCAGGUUAGGUUUGGGCAGCCUCGAAACCCAACAUUUACAGAAAGCCUCUUCCACAAGAGCUCUACUAAACAAGGGGCCCAGUGGGGACCCACUCUAUGUUUCCCAGCACUCAAUGUGUGUAUUUGUGUGUACGUUUAUUAAGAGCUUUCAUCUAUUACUUCCCUGAGCGUCGGUUCUUACUUCAUACUGCCUCACAGAGACUAAACUAGCUAACAUUUAGAUGGAGAGUGGAUCUGUUGGAGCCAUCGGCAACGUGACUGACCCAUGAUAAGGGUCGUUGCUAUGCCUCACUACGAUGCUUUAAAUGUCAUCUGAACAUUUGUAUAGGAUUUGAGGUGCUGUUGGACAGUUACAGUAGACACACCAGCACAGUUUGCAGCUAUUCUGCUUUGUAAUAGGAGUCAGUGGACAUCCAGCAGUAUGAGCUGAGACAGCAACAAAAUAUGACAUGGCUCAGAUUGGUUUGCAUAUUGUUUUAUCUGUUCUGGGUUUUCCAUGAGCUGUAUUGAAAUUUUGAAAUUUCCUAUGCUUGAAUAGUCCAAGCAAGAGGUUUGGGAACGUUGAUUUUUGCCUUGUUCUUUGCUGGCUUUCACACCCUCUUACUAACUAGAAUGGCGUUGUACAUAAAGACUAGGGCUUUAGAUCUUUGCUUUGAUUAAUAAGCUCAAAGAAUGUAACAGACUCAAUAAACCGUCCUUCAUUAUUUACCACGUCUACUCAGAGCUGCCCGCUUUUAGCUUUCAUACAUUAUUCAUCCAGGAAACAUGAGACACUUUGCACUGUCACAAAUGACUUGCUAUGUUUAAAGACUUGCUAAUGGUUACUGAGGAGUAGCUUUACUGUACAGACUCGUAGGAGAGUUGUGUGAUGUCUUGAUGUUUUAGAAGUGUCACUCAUUACCCAGAACUUGCCUAUACCCAAACGUUUUUUACUCCCUAACUCUUGGAGGCUUGUUGAGUAGAGGGGUUGCUCUUAUGGCACAACCACUCAUGAGCAGCACCUGUUGGGGGGCUGUUGUAGCUGCUGCUUGAACAGAUACUGUAUCUACUCCAGGUCCUGCUGCAUGUCUGAGGGCUCGAGUCCUCAACGACAUCUAUAACAAUAGGAUAGCACGGUGCCUUAGAUCGAGAUUUAGUAUUUUUAUUGUAUCACUGUUAACUAAGAAAGCUUGUCCUUACCUCGGCCUCGACAAUCAGUCUACCCAACCAGGGCAACUUUGUGAAUAUGAAUAUGAAAUUUCUCUGGAAGAUUUACAAACUUAACAACACCCUGUCAACAAAUAAAAUUUGUAUUGUAAAUAUAUCUAAAGUGUACUGAGAUGAUACAAACUGUUAAACAAUAAAGUCUUGCA